Anopheles arabiensis is the source of this 3662-nucleotide messenger RNA. RefSeq names its product delta-1-pyrroline-5-carboxylate dehydrogenase, mitochondrial (gene P5CDh1). The transcript has 6 exons. The record is from RefSeq and is a predicted model, not a curated record. Bases 617 to 2338 code for a protein of 573 amino acids. Gene Ontology annotation, molecular function: L-glutamate gamma-semialdehyde dehydrogenase (NAD+) activity. NCBI's taxonomy places the organism in Eukaryota, Metazoa, Arthropoda, Insecta, Diptera, Culicidae. Gene Ontology annotation, cellular component: mitochondrial matrix.
ACGAUGAGUGUUUCAUGUCGGUUGUUUUGAUUCUUGGUGUGCGCUGUAUUUGCAGGUGUUGUGCAGUAAAUUAUCCAACACACACAGCAGCUGGUGCGGCGGCAAUGGGCCCAGCAAUAAAGAAGCAACGCGGGUGGGAAAAAUUGCAUUCGGAACCGAUCUCAAAAACUUGCGCCUUGCAAACGACGUGCUCGUGGUCAUAGUUUGUCCGUCGAGUGAUAUUGCCGCGGUACAACGCGAUCCCCAGGUCCAACACACCGUCAAGUGGUUGUCGCGGUCGGCAGUGCGUGCAAAGAACAGCGGCAGCGAGAGCGUUCCGUUCUGAAAAGACAAACGGUCAACUGCGGGACAGUGUAAAUUAGUCCCCGUCUCGGAUACAGCGAGCGCGUUAAAGUGUGUGUGUGAGUGUGUGUGUGUUUGGUCUUGAAAGUCGUGCCGCACCAGUAGCCGCAGCACAUCUUACUACAGAGUGAAGGUUCAAUCGAUCCACGGGAAAUUCCGUACCGUCACGUAAUCGCGUGAAAAUUAUCACCCCUACCGACCACCACCACCGGAAGCAGGAAAAGUAGCCACCGAGCAGCAGCAGCACCAGCAGCAGCAGCACAACAUAACAACAAUGUUCACCGUUUGCAAGAGUGCGGCAGGGACAACGCUGGUCGCCAGCCUGCAAAGGUAUGGCGUCCGCGCAAUGUCGUCGUCGGUGGUGCAUGCCCCCAAGCUGGCCGAAUUCCCGCUGGAGAAUGAACCGAUUCUCGGCUACCGCAAAGGGUCGAAGGAACGCAAAGAGCUGGAAAGUGCGCUGAAGAAAGCCGCCUCCAAGAUGGAAGACGUGCCGAUCGUCAUCGGCUCGGAAGAGAUCCGCUCGAAGGAGGUGCGUCACCAGGUAAUGCCACACAACCACAAACACAAGCUGGCCCAGUUCUACUACGCGGAUCAAAAGCUGCUGCAGAAGGCGAUCAAGACGGCCACGGAAACGCAGGUGAAGUGGGACCGCACCCCGCUCGAUGAGCGCAUUCGCAUCUGGCAGAAGGCGGCCGAUCUGAUGGCCGGUCCGUACCGCCAGGAGCUGAACGCAGCCACCAUGCUCGGGCAGGCGAAGACCGUGAUCCAGGCGGAGAUCGAUUCCGCUGCUGAGCUGAUCGAUUUCAUCCGCAUGAACACGUACUACCUAAAGGAGGCGGCCAAAUAUCAGCCGAUUAGCGAGGAUGCGAAGGUGACGAAAAAUUCGAUGCGAUUCCGUGGCAUCGAUGGGUUCAUCGCUGCCGUCAGUCCGUUCAAUUUCACUGCCAUCGGCGGCAAUCUGGCGUACACGCCCGCCCUCAUGGGUAACGGUGUGCUGUGGAAGCCGUCCGACACUGCCCUGCUCUCCAACUACGUCAUUUUCAAGAUCAUGCGUGAGGCUGGCGUACCACCGGGUGUGGUAAACUUCGUGCCCACUGAUGGUCCCGUCUUUGGCGAUACGAUCACAGCCUCACCGCAUCUGGCCGGUAUCAACUUUACCGGUUCAGUACCAACGUUCAACCGGUUGUGGCGCCAGGUGGGCGAGAACAUUAACAGCUACAACAAUUUCCCCCGACUGAUUGGCGAGUGCGGCGGCAAGAACUACCACUUUGUGCAUCCGUCCGCGGAUGUGGAGUCGGUGGUGAACGGCACGAUCCGGUCCGCGUUCGAGUUUUGCGGUCAGAAGUGUUCGGCCUGUUCGCGUAUGUACGUGCCCGAGUCGCUGUGGCCGAAGGUGAAGGACGGGCUGCUGAUGAUCCGUGACACGCUCAAGGUGGGCGACGUGACCGACUUUUCCAACUUCACUUCGGCCGUCAUCGACGACAAAGCAUUUGCGCGUAUCAAAUCGUACAUCGAGCACGCCCGCAGCUCCAAAAAUCUGACCAUUCUCGGCGGCGGCAAGUGCGACGACAGCAAGGGUUACUUCAUCGAGCCGACCAUUGUGCAGACCACGGACCCGACCGAUCGCAUCAUGACGGAGGAAAUCUUUGGCCCGGUGCUCACGAUCUACGUGUACAAGGAUAAGGAUCUCGACAGUGCGAUGAAGCUGGUCGGUGGCUCGACCCGGUUCGCACUGACCGGUGCCGUGUUUGCGCAGGAUCAAGCAUUCCUCAAACGAGCACUCGAAGAGUUCAAGAUGACAGCCGGUAACUUCUACCUGAACGACAAAUCAACCGGUUCGGUGGUCGGCCAGCAGCCGUUCGGCGGUGGGCGUAUGUCCGGCACGAACGACAAGGCCGGCGGACCACACUACGUGCUGCGGUGGGCCACUCCGCAAUCGAUCAAGGAAACGUUCGUCCCGCUGAAGGAUAUCGAUUAUCCGUACAUGCGUGAAUAAGCGCACCACGCACUCGGCGUACGAUAAAACAGCUGGCGAUGUUUGUUUUGUUUUUGUUUUGUUUAUAGAGUCGAACGAUUAGUCCGCUUCCGCUCAUGUUGGGUGAGAAUUUUGCGUCUAUUCCUUAACCGUCCGGUUUCCCCCAUUGUUUUUUUUUCACAUUUCAGCCCAUAUCGAGCUAUUUAUCAGUUGAUUUUUUCUGUUAUCGUACUCUUACGUUGCGUACGACGGACGAUUUCCCAUUACUCGUAGAGCCUAAUUCAGUCGAGUCGACACCCCUCAGCAGCAGGACCUGUAGUUAUGUUUUUCCUUGUUUUGCUUCCCAACAUUAAGCUGAGCUUAAUUGCAGCAAUUUGUCUGCAAAAGAUUCAUUUUUUACAUGGUUGCUUCUCACUUGCGGAAAACUAUUUUGAGAAGGGGAGGGCAAGCAACUGGAAGCCGGACGUGAAAUGAAAUGUUGUGUUGGUGUUACAAUAACAAAACAGAACGCCGGUGCCCAGAAUACAAUUUGACAAUACUUAGCGAAGCAACCGCGCGCCCCGGGACCGCCGCCGUUCCCGACGCAGGAAGCAGUACUAAAUGCAAUCCGCAUUACUAAGCUAUCUCCUCCGUUCACACGGCCGUGCUGGUCCUUCUUUUCUGUUUCCCCUUCUCUCCGACGGCAGAAGCACGCUGUAAGACGGCCAGUGCGCGUGCUGCUGCUUGCGCAAGGGAGAAGCGGGCCAUUUUAUAGUGUACCUACUUGUUGAUUAUGCGCUGAUCUUCUUUUGCGAGAGCACGGGCUCGGACGAUACGGAAACGGCUCUCACUGUGAUUAAUUAGAACGAAUUGCAAAAAAUCCAGUUGCGAAUUAAGUAUUACCGAUGCGGCGGUGUCAAUGGAAAACACACAACAGCCAUUCGAUGACACGUGUGCCGAUGUGGUGCCGGGUCGGGGUCUGAUGAGAACGAACGAGAUAUACUACCACAGGUUACAUAGAGCGAUACAUACUGACCGACCGACCGUAUUUGUGUAGACUCCACUUCUAUAUGUAAUCAUCAGCGAACAACAUAAAACCAAAUCUCAACACAAAACCAUCUAUACCAUGUUGUGUGGUGCGUGCGUCAGUAUACCAGUAAACCACGUGCGUGCAACGGCAUAACACACAGCAAACAAUGCCCCCGGUUUGUUGCCGCAUUACAGGCCGUACCAGACCAGUGUGGUGCAAGCAACUAUCAUAAGCGUAGUGUAAGAAAUGAGACAACAAUAAUACUGGAUAAUAUUGAACGAAAAAGAAACACACACACACAAUGGAUAAGUUAAUAAAUGUUUUAAAAACUGAAAA